Fonsecaea erecta is the source of this 504-nucleotide messenger RNA. RefSeq lists its product as hypothetical. NCBI's taxonomy places the organism in Eukaryota, Fungi, Ascomycota, Eurotiomycetes, Chaetothyriales, Herpotrichiellaceae. Bases 1 to 504 code for a protein of 167 amino acids. The transcript has 2 exons. The record is from RefSeq and is a predicted model, not a curated record.
AUGCCUCCGUCGCUCCUCGUCCAGAGAGGGUUCACCCUCCCUCCCGCCAGCACACAAUCCGCGAAACAAGCGCGCAGUGCGUUCUUCUGCUCGCUAUGUCAAAAAGGUUACAGUCGCAUGAACGAGUUCGAGGCCCAUGAAUCCUCCUAUGAUCACCAACACAAGAAGAGGCUGAAGGAGCUGAAGGAAAUGCAACGACAGGUGCAACCCAAGAAAGAAGAGAAAGGACCGCUGAUGCAAAUAAAACUCGGAGGCGGUUCUAAGAGCACGGCAGCCGGCGGUGGAGGUUUCAAAAAAGGAGGAUUCAAGAAUGCGUUUGCGCCCGCGGACGGGGAGCCGAAAGCCGAGCUGGAGAAGCGAGAGGACGCGGACACUAUCGUGGUCGAGAAGCAGGAUGCCGAUAUGGACGACAGUGAUCUGACAGAGGAUGAGGACUACUACGAUCCACGCAGGCCGACAGGAUGCAUGCCUGGUUGCAAAGGCCACGUCUCUGGCGGCUCUUGA